AUGCAUCCACCUUCGGGCGUUCAGGUUGAUGCCACGCACGAAGCAGCACAUGUGCCCGGUUCGGACGCGUCAGGCCGUGAACCUUCUGGAGGAGGUUCCGAGGACGAAGAGUUCAACCUCGCUCUACCGAUUAUACAAGCGCCGGAAGAGAUUAUGGAGAGAUUCAAGAUGCUAUGCCCCGCUAGGACGAAAUGUAGUCCUCUGGAUCCUCCGCUCCUGGAUAUAACCACAGCCUUCUCUGGUCUUUCGGUUUGUGUCAGAAAGGGUAACUCCGAGCAUCUAGCUACGCUAGCUUACCUGUGGGAGAACGGUCUGGGCGACCUAUGCGAAGAGUUGGUGAACGAGCAAGACUUCUUUCUGGACCAUCCGGACUGGAUCCUUGCGGUCGCCGAUAUCGUCGAUGGGAACGUCUCGCGAUGUGCCAAGUAUCGUGGUGCACUCACCCCAACAGACUAUGCUGCGUCUCCACCCUUGAAACAACUUCAGCGCAUCAUAGUGUCGCUUUGCCGCGCCGGCUGCUGUCACCGCGAACUCUUCAAGAACGAUAACGCACGCUUGCAGGCUUACUCCCCCGGAGCCGCUGGUGAUCUUCGUUUUCGCAUGCAACACCUACUCAAUAUGUCCUUACCAACCUACGGCGCGGCGGCGGGCGACGGCGGGUUCAGUAUGGGAAGCGAAGAAGCCACAGCUCAUUACAGACGAAUGGCCACCAUUGUGUGGUGGUACUCGACACCAGACGAAUAUUGGCCAGCCGAUGCAUUGAUAACUGCCACGCUCCAAAUUCUCUCGAGCUCUUCCGUGGAAGACUGCAGUGAUUUCCUCGAGAAUGAGGUGAUGAAGUUGAUAGGACCAUUCAACUUUCUGACUAGACUCUGCGGCUACCUAAGGCGUGAAGAUUUUCCGGACCAUUUUUAUCAAGAACGUCUCCUGCAGGGCUUAGAACAAAUGAUCGCGCUACGUCCCUUCUGGCCACACUAUUCCUCCUCGGGGUUUUUCGAGUCCUUAAGGUAUAUGCUUGACUCGUGCGUGUCCCUCGAGGACGACCAGCAUUGGGCCCUUAUGGAAGCAGCUCUAAGAGCUCUAACGAACAUAACCGAGGAGGCACCCACCAAUGACGCCGCGAGCCCUUUGAUUCAAGCUGGUACUGCUGAAGACGGUGAUCCGACAUGCGUGGAGAUGAUCCAGCUUUAUACCCGCAUAGCAGUUGCACUUGGUCUUCGUACGGGGAAGAACACGCUCAGGAAAUCACUUCGACAGGCGACGCGACGCGAGUGGUAUAGGGUACUGAAGUGGCUUCGCCAGCAGCCGCUUCGUGAUCGCGGAACCUCACGCAAGUGCACAGAUCUCAUCCCAGCCUGGCAGGGGCUUGGGCGGGCAUUGGACCUCGACGAAGCGAGCGAGAAGGCGGACUUCGAACGGGAGAUGAAGAAGGCGGCACAGAUGUGCGCAUGGGUCGAAUGCGAUUACCAUGUGGAGAAACCACCACACCCGACUCGAGCGUGCGUUGGCUGUGCCGAAACGCGGUAUUGUUCUCGACUGUGCCAGCAAAGAGACUGGCGAGAGGGCAACCAUAAGCUGAGGUGUAAGAGGUUGAAGAACGACCCUCAUAAACCACGCUGA
Peniophora sp. CBMAI 1063 is the source of this 1620-nucleotide messenger RNA. NCBI's taxonomy places the organism in Eukaryota, Fungi, Basidiomycota, Agaricomycetes, Russulales, Peniophoraceae. The record is from the annotation of a GenBank genome assembly.